Molecule: messenger RNA, 1667 nt
Organism: Jatropha curcas
Lineage: Eukaryota; Viridiplantae; Streptophyta; Magnoliopsida; Malpighiales; Euphorbiaceae
Product: Cytochrome P450 superfamily protein
Biological process (GO): brassinosteroid homeostasis; multicellular organism development; sterol metabolic process
Molecular function (GO): heme binding; oxidoreductase activity, acting on paired donors, with incorporation or reduction of molecular oxygen; monooxygenase activity
Source: RefSeq, a predicted model, not a curated record
UCUCAAAGGAAAUUCCUAAAAGAAAAGGAGCGGGACAAUAUGUGGGAAUUUUUACUCCCAUCACUGUUAUGCAUUAUCCUUGUUUUUAAAUUUUUUGGGAGUAAUAAUAAAAAGAAGAGCAAAUUGCCACCAGGAAGAAGAAGUUGGCCAUUAAUUGGUGACAGUUUCAACUGGUAUAAAGCAGUGUCUGGUUCUUACCCACCAGAAUUUGCUCAUCAACAGGUGAAGAGAUUUGGUAAGAUUUUCUCUUGCAGUUUGUUUGGCAAAUGGGUUGUCGUUUCAGCUGACCCAACUUUCAACCGAUUCAUAAUGCAAAAUGAAGGAAAACUGUUUGGAUCGAAAUAUCCGAAAUCGUUUCGAGAUUUAGUUGGAAAAAAUGGAGUCAUUACGGUUCAAGGAGAACAGCAGAGGAAACUCCAUGGGAUUGCUUCUAAUUUGAUGCGUUUAGAUAAGCUUAAGUUUCAUUUCUUGAAGGAUAUUCAAUUGGUUAUGCUUCAAACACUCAGUAAAUUUCAUAACAAUCAAGUCAUUUGCCUUCAAGAUGUUUGUAGAAAGGUGGCAAUUAAUUUAAUGGUUAAUCAACUGUUGGGGGUAUCAAGUGAAUCAGAAAUUAAUGAGAUGGCUCAACUAUUCUCUGAUUUUGUUGAUGGCUGUUUAUCUAUUCCUAUCAAUUUCCCUGGUUUCACUUAUUACACUGCCAUGAAGGCCAGAGAAAGAAUUAUACGCAAGAUAAAUAAGAUAAUAGAGAAUCAUAGAAAAAAUGAAAGUGAAGGUAAUGGUGUUCUUGGAAGGCUAUUAAAUGAGGAAAGUUUAGAAGAUGAUGCAAUAGCAGACUUCAUUAUAAAUCUUCUUUUUGCUGGAAAUGAAACAACCACCAAAACAAUGCUUCUUGCUGUUUAUUUCCUCACCCAUUGUCCUAAAGCAUUGCAACAAAUACUGGAUGAACAGGAUAAUCUAGGGACUAACUGUGUUGGUGAUGAAUUGCUUACUUGGCAAGACUACAAAGCAAUGCCUUUCACUCAGUGUGUUAUUGAUGAAACACUUAGGAUCGGGGGAAUUGCCAUAUGGUUAAUGAGGGAGGCAAAAGAAGAUGUGCUAUACCAAGAUUAUAUCAUUCCGAAAGGAUGUCUUGUCAUUCCAUUUCUCUCGGCUGUUCAUUUGGAUGAAAGUUUAUAUAAAGAAGCUCUGAGAUUUGAUCCAUGGAGAUGGAUGGAUCCUGAAUAUCAGGAAAAGAGAAAUUGGAGAAAUAGCCCACUCUAUUCUCCCUUUGGAGGAGGUGCUCGAUUUUGUCCAGGAGCAGAGUUAGCUCGUCUCCAGAUUUCCCUCUUUCUCCAUUACUUUGUAACAACAUACAGGUGGACACAAGUCAAGGGAGAUCAAUUGUCAUUCUUUCCCUCUGCUCGCUUGGUGAAUGGUUUUCAAAUUCGUUUGAUGAGGAGACAUGCAGAAUCAAAAUUAAAGUGUGACAAUGCUUCAAAUAAAAGCAGGACUGAGAGUGUAACAGAUUUUUAAUGCAUAAUGGACAUAUAUAACUUUCUUCCAUCAUAUGUUAAUUAUUUAUAGAAGUAGAUAUGGAGUUACCGAUGUAUACUAUUUCUAUUUUCAGUCUUGUUCGGCAAUGGCCUUUAAGGUAGCAUUUAAUCAAAAUAUUAUUUUUAUUGUUUAUA